This is a messenger RNA of Staurois parvus, 381 nucleotides long. Lineage: Eukaryota; Metazoa; Chordata; Amphibia; Anura; Ranidae. The record is from the annotation of a GenBank genome assembly.
AUGUCCAAUCACAGUUGAUCACAUAUAAACAGGGAAAUGCCCUCAUGAGGAGAGGAGAGCCGGUAAUCGUCAUUCCUCGGAGGGGACAUGUACACAGAUCAUCAGAGCACUGAUGAUCAGUGUUCCUUGAUGAUCUGUGUAGCCCCAGCAGUGCCACCUGUCAGUGUCCAUCAGUGCCAGCUCUCAGUGCUCAUCCAUGCCACCUGUCAGUGCCACAUUUCAGUGCCCAUCAGUGCCACAUCAAUGCCACAUAUCAGUGCCCAUCUGAGCUGCCUUUCAGUGUCGCCCAUCUGAGCUGCCUUUCAGUGUCACCCAUCAGUGCCAGUCAGUGCUGCCAAUCAGUGCAACCUAUCAGUGCCAGUCAGUGCCGCCUAUUAGUGC